Molecule: messenger RNA, 827 nt
Organism: Fimicolochytrium jonesii
Lineage: Eukaryota; Fungi; Chytridiomycota; Chytridiomycetes; Spizellomycetales; Powellomycetaceae
Exons: 1
Coding region: 272-742 (156 amino acids)
Source: RefSeq, a predicted model, not a curated record
ACCGCUGCCGCCCAUGUACAGCAAUCCGCCUUUUUACCAUCGACCGGGAGCACAAGAUGAUCCGCCGAAUGGGGUUAGGUAUUCCUACAAUCCUUCCGCGUCGGGCGUCUCCAUGCCAUAAAAUAGUAUACCCCAACAUCCACAUCAACCCACGUCAACUCCUCCUCGUGCGCCGGGGGGCUGAAGAGGGAAUCUUUACACCGUGGUGAACAUCCUUCAUACCCCAAAUUCAGAUAGGCUUCCCUUUUUGCGACGGGAUCCUCAUCGGUAUAUGAUCGCAUUGAAAUCAAUAGGGAUGUACCACAUCGCUUUGAAAAUGAAUACUGAUUUAUUCCAUCGUUGGGGGUGGUCGUACUGUACAUCGUGUCCUUUAAACGCGCUCUUGUCAUCCAUAUGCACAUUGGCCUUGGCAUUGGCCUUGGACUUUUUGUUAUUCAAGUCCGCUUCAGAUUCUUCCCCCAUUGGCCUCUCAUUGGCAUUUGUCGUAACAGUGCACGGCACGUACAGACUCCGAGAUCUACUGCACUCCAGUCUCCCGUCAUUCCCGAAUAGUCACGGUGUCGGUUUUUCCAGCGGUCUACACCUGCCAUGGCAGACCCGGAUCGAAAAACGUGCUCAUUCGCGCGUCCAAUUCGUUCGAUGUUUGCCAAGUCGAGGUCGUACAAGGGCGGAGAUCCACUGUAUCAUUCAUUACGUUGCGCUCCUGAAAUCUGGUCUUAGCCCAGCCCAGAUUCGGGUGUAAGUCGGAAGACUGCCCGUAUAUCAUGCCUGCCCGAUGAAGCAGCCACAAGUACCCUUGCAGCCACCUGGCAUUGGCGUAGAUGCGC